AUGGCGUCCAGUGCGCCACCAACUCUCUGCGGAUUAGGCAAGAUUCCACAAGAGCUUUGUAUUGUUGCGCUAUCUCUCCUUGUCGCUACAUGGUCUGCGGCGUUCUCGAGAGCCUACGUUCGUGGCUACAUGCUGCGGUCUUUCGGUUGGGAUGAUUGGACUCUGAUACCUGCUCAGCUCUGUUAUACCGUACAAUGCGCCUAUCUCAUCUCAAUGGCCAGCGUGGAGAUGAAUCCCGAGGAUAACAGUAGCAUACAGAGUAUUGCACAACUUGUCACUAUAUCUCUAGGCCUCUUCUUCCUUCGCAUCAUCACGCAGAAAUGGCAGCGGAACGUCAUCUACGCCGGCAUCACCAUCAAUACCACCUUCGGCCUCGCAUACUUCGGCCUGUGCACCUUUGGAUGUGGUGACCCCUCGGAGUAUCUCCUCCGCACUACCUUGGGACAAUGUAUCUCCGUCAAGAACGUUGUCAUUCCUGCUUCAUAUAUCUUUACUGCCCUCAACGCUGUCAUGGAUUUUACAAUGGCCCUUCUUCCAAUCAGCACCAUCUGGCACCUAAAGAUGCCUAGGAUAACAAAAUUCUGGGCUUAUCUGCUGAUGUUACUGGGUGCAUCUGGCAGCGUCGUCUCUCUCAUUCGAUUUGCCUUUGUCGAAAGUCUGGAACCUGGUCCCGAGUUCUUCAAGGAUACUGGCAAGCUUGCUUUCUACUCUCAUAUCGAGCCUGGAGUUGGGAUUGUAGCUGUAUGCGUCGCGACUCUCAGACCGCUGUUCAGACAAUGUCUCGAGGGUGCCAAGUCCGUGAGCAGCACACAGAAGAGUCGUGGUCCAAGCGGCAAGAGGACCAGCAUCACAGGAACUUCCGGUGUGCAGUUGACCAGCAUGAAGACGAAUCGUCGGCCGAGGGACGGUUUCAACACCUUCGAGGAUGAUAGUGACGAGAUGGAGACGCACUGGUCGAACGAGCAUGGUAUUGGCGUCAAGACCGACUUCAGAAUCGAAUCUCAUGCGACAAAAGUCGGCAGUCACGAUGUGGAGCAGGGAAGGGGGCCAUCAUUUCCUCAACCGCCCUCUCUGCCGCCUUCUCAGCCACUCUCUCGACCACAUUCCUCUGUUCGCAUGCCCAAGAAGAUUGUCCCGGGUGGAUACUUCUAA
Messenger RNA from Aureobasidium vineae, 1152 nucleotides. Lineage: Eukaryota; Fungi; Ascomycota; Dothideomycetes; Dothideales; Saccotheciaceae. The record is from the annotation of a GenBank genome assembly.